Molecule: messenger RNA, 306 nt
Organism: Symbiodinium necroappetens
Lineage: Eukaryota; Dinophyceae; Suessiales; Symbiodiniaceae
Source: the annotation of a GenBank genome assembly
AUGUUGGUGCCACCCUUGACUUUCGAGCAUUUCGAAGGCGUCUGUCCGGUGGAGACGUCGGACAUUUCUGUGGCAGCAAGGUGGAUGUUCCGUCAGGAGUGGCAAGUCCAAGGGGCUAGUCGGUUGCCCACACUUGCAGUGCAUGCGGCUGUGUGCAUGCUUGGCACCGUGAUUGCCCGAAGCUCGUGCUUCUGCCAGGAACACAUCGAGGACUAUCCCAGAGAUCCGAAGGAUGACGAGGAGAAAAAGGUGCAAGAGAAAUCCAAGCAGGUUUUGAGGAGUGCCGUCAACCCCGUGCUGCGCGAG